This is a messenger RNA of Odocoileus virginianus texanus, 1249 nucleotides long. NCBI's taxonomy places the organism in Eukaryota, Metazoa, Chordata, Mammalia, Artiodactyla, Cervidae. The record is from RefSeq and is a predicted model, not a curated record.
AUGGACCGCGGCCAGUCCAGCCCGGAGCCCGCGGCCCCGGUCGCCCCCAGCCCGAGCGUGAUCGCUCCGGUGCGCGCCGUCGUCCGCCUGCGCCACCAAGUGCGCCUCCUGCGCAAGCGGCGGCCACCCCCGUCGGCCGUGGAGCCGGACCCCGGGGCUGCGGCGCCGCGCGUCCUCCGGGAGCAGCCGCAGUUCUUCACCUUCGACGGGCCGGCCGAGCUGGCCUCGAGACCCGCGCGGAAGCGGCGCCGGCGCAGCCGCCUGGUGCUCUACCCCGAGACCUCGCGCAAGUUCGGGCCGCGCGCCGAGCGCCAGAGCCGCGCCCAGCGCUGCCUGCUGUUGCUCGUGGCCAUCGUGGGCUUCCAGGUGCUCAACGCCAUCGAGAACCUGGACGACAACGCGCUGCGCUAUGACCUCGACGGGCUGGAGAAGACGCUGCAGCGCGCCGUGUUCGGGCAGCCGGCGGCCGUGGGCCGCCUCGUGGCUCUGCUGCGGGACUACCUGGCCACGCACGUGCACAGCCGCCCGCUGCUCCUGGCGCUGCACGGGCCCAGCGGCGUGGGCAAGAGCCACGUGGGCCGCCUGCUGGCGCGCCACUUCCGCGCGGUGCUGGAGGACGGCGCGCUCGUGUUACAGUACCAUGAGGGGCUGCGCGCCAGCCUGCGCGCGCUGCUGACCCGCCAGCAUCCGCUGUGGGAGGCCGCAGCCAUCGUGCCCUUCCUGCUGCUGGACAAGCGGGACGUGGUCAGCUGCUUCCGGGAUGAGAUGGCCGGGGAGGGCUUCUUCCCGGAGCAGGCCCGGGCCGAGCUGCUGGCUGAGCAGCUCAGCUACUACCGCGUGGCCGGCCGUGAGUUCGCCGUCACUGGUUGCAAGCAGGUGGUAGCCACGGUCAACCUCUUGUAGCGCAGGUGCGCCUGGACGCGGCGGCACGCCGCGGCACCACGGGAUAUCGCUGUGGCUGUAGCCGUUGGAGGGGGGGAACUGCGGGUUUGCUGCGGCCUGUGAGGCCCGAAUAAAUCUGUCCGCGGCCUGCCGCCGGCUCACGCUGGGACCUGGAGUGGGAGGGCCAGGCUGGGUCAGUUCUGACCUCUUCUGCCAGUGCCAAGUCCCGCAGCCCCCGUCUGCCACCUCCUGGUCCGUGACUCAGCCGGCAUCUCCAAUGCCAGUGUGUCCCCCAGGGCCCACACCCUAGGAGUGGGCCGUCUGUCCCUGUGGUCUAGCAGUCGGAUGGUCACAGAGGGCGAGCAGC